Molecule: messenger RNA, 882 nt
Organism: Lodderomyces beijingensis
Lineage: Eukaryota; Fungi; Ascomycota; Pichiomycetes; Serinales; Debaryomycetaceae
Source: the annotation of a GenBank genome assembly
AUGAAGACGUUACUUUCAAUCCUGUCGCAUGUGGUGCACGGCUACGUGGGCAACAGAGCAAUCACAUUCCCCUUGCAGUAUAUGGGGUGGGAUGUAGAUGCAAUCAACACCACCAAUUUCUCGAAUCACCCCGGCUACGGCUCGUUCCAAGGCUCGAAGGCUAGUGAAGCUUCAAUUGAGCAAGUCAUUCAUGGACUAGCUGCCAUUCUCGACUUGGGAGGUUUUGAUUUGAUCUUGACUGGUUACUGUCCCAAUGCUGAUGUGUUACUAAUGGUCAAGGAAAAGAUUGUGGAAGUUUUACUGGCACGGACACUGCGGGGCAGCAGUAGCAGUAGCGGUAAACCACACUGGGUCGUGGACCCCGUGUUGGGAGAUAAUGGCAAACUAUACGUGCUGGAGGAAGUGAUCCCGGUAUAUAAAGAGAUAUUGUCGACUGGUUUGGUGUCCUUGAUCACGCCGAAUCAGUUUGAGUUUGAAACGUUGAGCGGAUCCAAGAUUAGCGACUGGCCAAGCUGCAAAGAUGCAUUGGAGAGGUUUUCCACCGAGUAUCAAGUGGCAAACAUUGUGAUUUCCUCGGUGGCAAUUGAGAACCAACUCUAUUGUGUUGCGUACAGCCUGCCGCAUUCUUUUUCCCACUUACCGAUAAAGAGGAUAGAUUGCCAUUUCAACGGCUGUGGCGACUUGUUCACUGCCUUGGUUGCUGAUGAGUUUCACAACGAUGGGCACCUCAUUACUCCGCAAGGGCUAGCGAAGGUAUUGAGUAAACUACACAAUAUCUUGAAAUUGAGCUAUGAUAUAGAAGUCAAGUCAACAGGGCAGGCACCCAAGCUUGUUAAAGAUAUCAAGCUAGUUGCAGCAAAGGACUUUCUACUAGAAGAAUAA